Molecule: messenger RNA, 531 nt
Organism: Funneliformis caledonium
Lineage: Eukaryota; Fungi; Glomeromycota; Glomeromycetes; Glomerales; Glomeraceae
Source: the annotation of a GenBank genome assembly
AUGCUCAAAGGGAAGGGAACAAACGAAACUUUGGUAGAGCUAGAUAAUAAAUUCGUUCUUGCUACCAAGAUGUUAGAUUUGUUUUGCCAAAUAUCAAAUAUUUCAGGACCAAGAUAUGAAUUGUUAAAUGAUGGUCAUGCUUUAGAACAACACUACGUCGCGGAUAAUUUAAUUGAAGAAGAACGACUUAAGGGAGAAAAGUUUUUUUCGGAUCCUCUUGAAGCUCAAGAAUGUGUUGCAGAGAUGACGUUCGACGUACUAUAUUCUAAAGCAGCCCAUGGAACCAUAUUUUUAGAAAACUUUUUGAUAAAGUUGGUUGGGGCCGUAUCGAAUAUCCAGUUGAUAAAACCUCAAAGGAUACCUGAAAACAUUAAUAAUGCUCAGAUUGCUGCUGAUAAUGAAGUAUUUCAAUUACUUAAGGGAUUACAAGGAGUAUUUCGAUCUGUAGGAUUUACUAUAGGACCACGUGAAGCAAAAUUUGUUGAUUUAUCUACCUUUAAAGGAGGAGAUCAUAUGUACAUGCCAUGCUAA